Phytophthora nicotianae INRA-310 is the source of this 2412-nucleotide messenger RNA. RefSeq lists its product as hypothetical. Gene Ontology annotation, cellular component: plasma membrane; endoplasmic reticulum membrane. NCBI's taxonomy places the organism in Eukaryota, Oomycota, Peronosporomycetes, Peronosporales, Peronosporaceae. The transcript has a single exon. Gene Ontology annotation, molecular function: glucosidase activity. The coding region runs from base 95 to 2359 and encodes 754 amino acids. The record is from RefSeq and is a predicted model, not a curated record. Gene Ontology annotation, biological process: (1->6)-beta-D-glucan biosynthetic process.
CGCACAGUCCCGAGCCUUCGUCAUUCCACAAUCCACCCUCUAGGUCACAAGGCGAUCGGAGAUAACCACUUAGCAGUCUACUGUUCAGUUCCCGAUGCAGCUCGCGCGAUACGCCAUUGUGUGCAGUCUAGCCCUGUGGUGGACAGCCAUCGUUGCGGCUACAAAUGCCACGACGUACCCAACCAGAUCGGGCAUCAGAACGUGGGUCGAUCCCGAUACACCCGAGGACAGAUACGUGUACACCAGUUCACGCGGCAGGAGAUGGGACCUCGUCAUGAGCGACGAGUUCAACGUCCCCAACCGCAGCUUCCGUGCCGGCGACGACCACAUGUGGACGUCUCUCGAGAAACCCGACGGUGUCAACGGUGCGCUCGAGCUUUAUUCUCACAACAUGACCUCCACAAGAUGCGAUGACGACGGGACCUGCUACUUCUACAUCAAGACUGUCGAUGAAGUGAACGUCAUCCAUGUCUACAACAUGUACACUCACCCUCCCAGUUUCGAGGAUGUCUACUUUUGGUAUCGUGGUGCAAUGGUGCAGUCCUGGAACAAAUUCUGUUACCAGGGUGGGAUGCUUGAGGUGCGAGCACAACUACCAGGAGCUGUCACUGCAGAGUCCGGGAACCCCGACCGAGCACUUGGAGCGAGUGGUAAGGUCGCAAACAACAAGUUCUACCCCACAUGGCCCGGUAUUUGGAUGCUGGGUAACCUCGGACGCGCCAUUUUCUCGGCGUCGACCAACCGGAUGUGGCCGUUCUCCUACAAUCGCUGCGACGCCGAUGUCUUUGAUCCAACUUUCCAACGUAUCAGCGCCUGCGACGACAAUCCAGGAUACGGUCUCAACCCGAACCAAGGUCGCGGUGCACCGGAGAUCGAUGUACUGGAAGGUGGUGGUUUAGCCAUCUCGUCUUCUCUACAGAUCGCACCUGGUAUGCCUGAAGACUACCGUCUUUUCCCUGUGAACACUUCUACCGGAGACUUCAGCUACUGUUUGUACAGCUACAACUGCUUGACACCUGGUGCCAACUACAUCGACGUCCCGACAUCAUACUACCAGCAAGAGCGUGGCCACAAGUCGUGGUAUCAAGGACUUCGAUAUGGAGCCAAUAACUACUGCAAGCAGAAUGCAGAGGAGAAGCAGACGUACGAGACGGUUGCUGCCUCUAUUAAGAAGGGAAUCACAGAGAACACGUGCUCAGUGGACACGUGUCCUGCUUCGGGCGAUGUCAACGCUGACCUGAGCUUGGUCGACGGCAAGGGGAAGAACCACUGGGGUAUCAACACAAACGGCACGUGUUAUCCGCUUAUUAACUCGUACAUGGGCUCCUACUUGUGUGACCCUGACAACACGUUCUCUAAGUGUGCGAAGCCUCGUAAUGAGAGCACGACGCCAAAGUCGAACGCCAUGAAGCCUUUCAACUACCAGAUGGACGCUAUCUCGUCCAAUUGGCCCAUUCACUUCGGUGCGUACACAGGAUAUCUGGACUACCAGGUGGAGUGGGUCACCGGUGAGAACGGAUAUGUACGAUGGCAGCUCCAUGGUGAGCCACUGUUUGAAGUCACAACCGAAUCCAUUGUGAGCGUGCCGCAGAACUCGAAGAAGACGAACCCGCAGAAGAUCAUGAUUGAGGAGCCCUUGUACGUGAUUUUCAACGUUGCUCUGUCCAGUUCGUGGGGUGCUACACCUCCGAAUCCUGGUAAGGAAUGCCGCGGCGACGGCAAGGAUCCAGUCACCAACAAGAUCUGUGACGCCUUCCCCAUGUACAUGAAGAUCGACUACAUCCGUCUGUACCAGGACUUGGGUGCUGAUCUCGAAGCCGACAACUACAUGCAAAUUGGCUGUGACCCUGCCAGUCACCCGACGAAGGAGUGGAUUGAAGGCCACAUCGACGAGUAUGAAGAUGACGAUAACAAGUGGGAGGAAGUCGCAGGCAAGGCGUUCUGCAAGACGAGCGACGACUGUACCAUCGGUGGCACACUAUCCAGAACAGCACUGAAGACGGGGAAAUGCGUCAAGCAGCGCUGUGAGUGUUUGUACCAUUCGUGGGGCGGUCCUCGCUGCACAACUGCCAUCUCGGGAUCGAGCUCUUCUGACACUGGUAUGAUGAGCAAGACGUACGGUCCUCCUAUGGAGGCUUCCAUCGCUCUGGCUGUAGUGGCUUGUCUUCUUUCGGCCACCUCCGUGUACAUGGCGAUUAAGAAAUCUGCUAGACAAUCUAAGGUCGCGAUGGCUGCUUUGGAUGCAGAACGCAAGGCUGCAGCAAACGCUGAGUCAGGCCCGGUGAGCGAAACGAGCAGCAACCGCGGCUCACACCUCGCGGCGGUGUCCAAAGACAACUACCGCCAGAACUUCGUGUAGAUAAUUGCCGUAACUUACAUCGAAAUCAAUGUUAUUCAUGAGUUCAAUGCCCA